Messenger RNA from Aphidius gifuensis, 2763 nucleotides. RefSeq lists its product as uncharacterized. The coding region runs from base 1 to 2703 and encodes 900 amino acids. The transcript is spliced from 2 exons. Gene Ontology annotation, molecular function: nucleic acid binding. Lineage: Eukaryota; Metazoa; Arthropoda; Insecta; Hymenoptera; Braconidae. The record is from RefSeq and is a predicted model, not a curated record.
AUGAAUUACCAUUUGCUUGUCCAAGCAAAUUCUGCAGAAUUCACUGAGGAUGAAAUAAGAGAAAUUUUUGAAAAAUAUGGCAAAAUAAGGAGGCUUAAAUCAAUUUCAAAAGGAAAACAAGCUCAUAUAAUUUAUGGAAAUUUUUUUGAGGCAGUUGCAGCUCUUCAAGGUGUCCAUGAUAAACCACCAUUAAAAUUACAAGUUGAAUAUUAUAAAAAAGACGAUGAUUUUAUAUCACGUUAUGAAUAUACUCAUUGUCGAAUAACUUCAGUUGAUCCAAUUAAACGUUUCUAUCGUGUACGACGAGUCAAGGACGAAAAAAAUUAUAAAAAAUUUCAAGAAAAGCUUCAAGAAGCAUCAAAUAAAUGCUCAGAAACAAUUGAUGUUGAUAAACUUGUUGUUGGUAAUGUUUAUUCAAUUAUGUAUGGUGAAGUUUGGAAAAGAGGUAAAAUAUUAUCAAUUAAUCCAAUUGAAAUUGAUUUGAUUGAUGAUGGGAUAACAUUAAAGCCACCAGUACAAAUAACUAGCUAUAAAAAACUUGGUAAAUUAGCAGAAAAUGAUUCCUUUGCAGGAUGUCUUAAGAUAAAAGUCAGUCCAGAUAAUGAAAAUAAAGAUUUACAUACUGGAAGUUAUGUUGAAAUACGAAUGAUUGGUCAGCAUGAAAAUAUGGAUUAUGUUGUUAGAAAAUGUGAUGAAACAAUGGACAAUAACAUAAAUAAUAAAAGUACUAGUUCAAUAGAAAAUAUCAAAACUAGUACUCAAAAAGAUAAUGUUGAAAGUAAGUCAAAUAAAUCAACAGAUAUUUUACCAAGUGAUAUUUGUAUUUUCGAUUCAUUUGAACCUGAAAGUUCAAUUGAAAUUUCAAUAAGUGGCCAAAUAGACUCAACAACAGCAACAGCAGUAUUGUUAUAUACUGUCAAAAAAUCAUUUCAAUUAUUGGAUAAAUUAAAUGAACAUUGUAAUCAACUUGUGCAGAGUUAUAAUAAUUAUAAACCAAGUAUUAAUGAAUAUAUUUGUUUUAAACAAUGUGGUCAUAUAAAUUGGUAUAGAGGAAUUGUUUUAUCAGCAGGAGAAAUAAUAAAAGUUGCCUCACUUGAUCAAGGUAUUGAAACAACAGCUUAUAAAAUUAUACCAGUUCCAGAUAUGUUUAAAAACAUUCCAGCACUUGCAGUACAAAUAAAAACUCAUGAUAAAUUUCCAUAUUCAAUUGGUGAUUCAGCCAACUUGACAAUUUGUGAUAUUGAUAAAGAAUCAAAAACAAGUUUGGCUAAAUUUACAAAUUUAAAAAUUAAUUCAGAAGUACAAAUAACCCAGUGGAAACCUUGGAUAAAUAAUGGAAAAUCUAUUGAAGAUGUUGUUGUAGUGCUUGAAAAAUUACCAACAGCUAGAAUUAAGCCUUUAAAUGCACCAACAGAUGAAAACGUUAAUCCAACUAUUGUAGAAAAAGAAAAUAUUGUCAUUCCAGUAAUUGAAAAACGUAGUUCAACUGUUAUUGAAAAUCUUGCUCCAAAAAUUGAUAAAAAAAUUAUAAUUAAAGAUUUUGAUAUUAAAAAUGGAAGCCGAGUUGUUGUGCAAUCAUAUCUUGGUACUUCAGUUGUUUGUAUAGCAAGCAUAGAAAAUGAUAAUGUUAAACAAAAGGAAGAUUUAAAUAGAAUAAUAUAUGAAACUGCUGAGAUGAGUGAUUCAAUUGAUCAUCCAAAUGUUGGUGAUUAUGUAUUGGCUUGUUAUAAUGGUAAACAUUAUCAUUAUCGUGCAAAAGUACUUUCAAUUUAUGAUGAAAAAAUAGUUGUUGAUUUAAUUGAUUAUGGUUUAAUUGAAAUAAUUGAGCCUGGUAAUAUAAAAAAAAUGCCUGAAUCAUUGAUGAAAUAUCCUUCAUUGAUGAAACAAGUUACAUUAAAAAAUGUUGAUAAUAAUCCACCAACAAAAGAAGCUGCUAAUUAUAUUAAAACACUUUUUGCCACAGAGCAAAUAUUAUAUUGCAGUUUUGAUGAUAAUCUGCCAGACAAAGUUGAGCUUAAAACUCUUGAUAAUAAAUCAGUUAAUGAUGAAAUUAAUAAAUUAUUGAAAAAAUGUGAUAAAGAAAAAUUUAUUCCUGUUAUACCAAAACCAAAACCUCAAUUGAGAUUAAAUAAUAUAAAACGUGAAGAAUUAAAUAGUAUUGCUGCAAGAACAAAUACUAAUAAAAUUGAUUCAUCAAAAACAAUAGAAGAAACAGAAGAAUUAUCAUUAAAAAGAAAUUUAACAACAGAAACAUCACCAGAUACAAUAUCAUCAACAGAAAAAAGAAUAAAAUUAACAGAAUUAUCAAAAAAACCUGAAUCAAUUGAUAACACACAUAGACCUUCAAGAAAAUCAUUAAAAGAGAAAUCACCAGAAACAAAAAUAUCGUCUUCAUCAACAACAACAAUUUCAAAAAAAAGAAAUAUUUCUCCAAUAAUACCACACAAAGUAUAUCCAAGAUGUACAGAAAUUUAUUGUUCUCAUUGCAAGAAUUAUACUCAUUAUACAAAAGAUUGUCGUGCUUUGAAGCGAAAAAUGAAUCGUCAACGUCAGCCUCGAAGAUUAGAAAAUAAUUACGAGUCAUCAGGAUAUGAUGAAUUUCCUUAUGCUGAUAAUGAUUUACGAAAUCAAGUAUUAAGUCGAAGAUCAAAUUUUAAUAAUUCAAGCUAUGAUCGAGUUGGAUACUACUUUGAUGAGUAUUAGACUGUUCAUUUAGAUUAUUUUUUUUUUAAAUAAAUAAAUAGACAGAAUUUAUCGAGUUAG